AUGCCGACUUCUGAUGAAAACUUACCCGCGUGGUACUAUCGCUUGGCUCCUCAACUCAAGAGUGGGGGAGUGGUCCUUCCAUGGACGUUUGACCAAGAUAUCUCCGACCUAGAUGAGUCGGGCCGUGAUGAGACCCGCGAGUACCAUGGCCCUGACGCUGCAUCUUUUUACCAACUGAAAGAGAUGCGACAACAACGGAAGCAAGAACUGCAAAAACGAAAAGACUUCGUCCAGAAACAGAAAGAUAGAAUUCGCCAAGAUGAGAUAGAGAAAGUGAGAGAAGUCCAGAUGGCCUACGAAACACUCGAGUCUUCCAUGUCUUCAGGCAACAAUGUGUCUGUUCUGGGUUCUCUGGAUACCACGUUUGAACUUUACUCGAUCGACUACUUUAACCACUUGUACGAUCCUACUCCGUCUGGAAGCCGUAAAAAAUACUUGAGGUUCCAGUAUGCCGAAGGACAACCCCAAGGAUCAGGAAAUAACCUCCUUCUCGAGGGUAUCUUGUGGCUUAACCCUGAUGUCGAGACCAGACUUGCUCCAUUCUACCCACCAAGCCAGCCUAGUUUGCAGCACUACAGGCUUGACUCCGCCGACGGAAAGUUCACACUUAUAUUGCAAUUCAUCGAUAACAACUAUUUAACUCUUCGAGCCAAUCGCAACCUCGUCUUCAUGAGCAAGCCAGAGGAAGCGACGGGACCACAGACAUUCGUGUUUGGCGGAAUUAGAAAUGACUGGGGAAAGCAUCUCCACGCGUUUGCAAAAAUGUCUGCGCAAGGAAGGGAAGGUGACUUCUUUUCUAAUUUGUCAACUUGA
Fusarium poae is the source of this 813-nucleotide messenger RNA. RefSeq lists its product as uncharacterized. The transcript has a single exon. Bases 1 to 813 code for a protein of 270 amino acids. The record is from RefSeq and is a predicted model, not a curated record. Lineage: Eukaryota; Fungi; Ascomycota; Sordariomycetes; Hypocreales; Nectriaceae.